AUAAUAAAUGUGGAGAAAUAGAAAAAGGGAGCUCCAGCGGGGUAUUUGAUAAGUUCUGUAACGCAGAAUCUGCAGUGCAGGCCCAAAGCAAAAGUUCAAGGCAAUGUGAGGUAUUGAGGCACUCAGCAGAAACCACACCCUGAAAUCCCAUUUUUAUGACUCUCCAGGACUUCAAAAUUAUAUCUUAUAGAGACAGAGCUAUGCAAAUUAUUAAUAGGAAAAGCUCUAGUUCUGUAAUAGCUAAGCAGCCCAUUUUAAUCAAUAUUUAUAAUUAGGGUGGAUAAAUACCCUGUGCAAAGUCCCCCUGAGCUGCAGGAGCAUGAGAGAUCUGCUGUGAGUCCGAGCUGAUAAAGAAUUCCGGCUCUCUGGUACCUCCAGCUGUGCCAGGGAGUUCACUCCGGCUGAUUUCGUGUCCACACUGGUCCCUGUGGCCUCUCCCCUCCAUGGCCCUCCUGGCUCUCAGCCUGACUCUGCUGGCAAUGACCGUGGCCACCACAGCCAUAACAAUGAUACCCCUGGACUUGCCCCUGGACUCCUUUGAUGACCAGUACCAGGGCUGUGGCCCUGAGAUGAAGGCGGCACUGCCGGCCCUGAAACGCUCUGAGUUCCAGAAGAAUCCUCUGUUUGCCGAGGUCUGGGCAAGUGCUGUGAAAGAGUGGCAGAGACGGGGGUCCCGUGUUUCCCCUCUGUCAUCCUCAGACCAGGCCAUCGCCAUCAUGGCCUACACCACGAAUAGCCUGCACAAGGACUUCAACCAUAAUGUGAGCUUAGCCGGGCGCUACCGUGGGUUAUAUCAGGACUAUUUCCACUUCAAAGUUCUGCAUUUCCUGCUGACCGACGCCCUGGCCACACUGAGGGAUGCUCAGGGGAAACAAUGUCACUGUGUGGUCCGGUGGCCAGACAAACACCUGUUCAAGGCAAAGCUUGGCGACAUCGUCGGGUUCGGUCAAUUCGCAUCCGCGUCGCUUUGCAAAAAUGUCACCAAAGGAUUUGAGAGCACCAUGAUGUUGCAGGCGUGGACGUGUCAUGGCGCAUACAUCAAGAACUUCUCCAGAUAUCCCUUUGAAGAUGUGGUGGUGAUCCCACCCUUUGAGAAGUUCAAGGUCACCAAAGUCACCAAGAAAGGGGAGAAUAUGGAAAUCCACCUGGACUCCAUCGGGACCUACAGCCAAUACAACUGCGAGUGGCUGAAAGGUGGGAGCAUUCCAAGGGCCACUUGCCAACUUGGAGGACUCCUCCUGGCCACAACUGUCCUGGCAAUGGCCACUGGGAUACUCUAAGCCACGAAGCCACCAAGGUCACUGAGGUCAGCAAGGUCGCUGUGGCAACCAUGGCGCCAAGGCCACCAAAGUCAGUGUUGUCACUAUGGUCACCAUGAUCACCAAGACAACCAGAACCCCCAGAGAAACGUGGCCACCAAGGCUCCCAAGGCCACCACUGCCACUAUGGCCACCUUGGCGCCAUGGCUUCCAUGAGGUCACUGUGGCCACCACUGGCACUGUGGUCAUUGCAUCCGCCACUCUGGCCACCACGGUCACUAUAAGCACCAAGGCCACUGUGACCAUCAGGAUCACCAAGACUGUCCGAGCCACAAGGCUGCCACAGCCACUGUGGCCACUGUGGCCACUGUGGCCACUGUGGCCAUCAAGGCCACUGUGCAAAUCAAUUCUACUAAAUAAUUCUAUCAGAACAAUUCUACUAAAUAAGUGUAUCAAAUCAAUUGUAUCGAAACAAUUCUCUUAAACUGUUCUAUCAAAACAA
Messenger RNA from Oenanthe melanoleuca, 1761 nucleotides. RefSeq names its product erythroblast NAD(P)(+)--arginine ADP-ribosyltransferase-like. The transcript has 3 exons. Gene Ontology annotation, molecular function: NAD+-protein-arginine ADP-ribosyltransferase activity; NAD+ poly-ADP-ribosyltransferase activity. NCBI's taxonomy places the organism in Eukaryota, Metazoa, Chordata, Aves, Passeriformes, Muscicapidae. The record is from RefSeq and is a predicted model, not a curated record. The coding region runs from base 444 to 1280 and encodes 278 amino acids.